AUAACAUUAAACUGGAUAUAACGUAGCAUUUUCCCGUCUUAUGCAAGCGACUAUAAUUUGGCGCUUCUCGUCAGAGAGAUGACCUGCAUAAAGCGACUGUUUUCCAGAAGACCUCGCUCCAAAGUCGGGUGGUUGAUGAUAGGUGAAGCCCUCACCUCCUGCAGGUGCUUUCAUGCUGAACUAGUGAGACACGAAUCUCGCGGACUUCCAAUAGUUCAUCACAGCAAAUAUGUGUGUGACCUCCCACCCAAUCACAGGUUUCCAAUGGGCAAGUUCCCCCGGGUUUUACGCUGUUUGCUCAAAGAUCAGGUCAUUACAGAGAAACAGGUGUGGGUCCCUGAAAUUGCCUCUAAGGACUUACUGAGCUGUGUGCACACUGAGGACUACCUGCACAACUUCAUAAAUGGGAAACUAAGUGAGCAAGAGCAAAGGAGGACAGGGUUCCCCUGGAGUGAAGGCAUAGUGAGGCGCUGUCGAUAUGAAACGGGUGGGACUGUUCUGGCUGCUGAAGUAGCUCUGCAGAGGGGUCUGGCUUGCAGCACUGCAGGAGGAACCCAUCAUGCUUUUCCCAGCUAUGGUUCAGGGUUUUGUCUCCUCAAUGAUUUAGCAGUCGCAGCCAAAUAUGUGAUGGACAGCUCCCCGACCAAAUGCAAAGUUCUCAUUGUGGAUCUAGAUGUUCAUCAGGGUGACGGCACCGCUUUCAUCUUUAAAGAGGAGCCAUCUGUGUUUACGUUCUCAGUGCACUGUGGGAAAAACUUCCCCCUCCGUAAACAACAGAGCGACCUAGAUAUCAGCGUGGAGGAUGGGCUGGAGGACGAGGAUUACCUCUCUGCAGUUCAGACCCACCUUCCCUGGCUGCUGGAAACCUUUCGCCCAGACCUGGUUCUGUAUGACGCAGGGGUUGAUCCUCACUGGGAGGAUGAACUCGGGAGGCUUCGCCUGACAGACCAGGACUCUGGUGAGCAGAGGUGUCCCCGUCGCUGCUGUUAUUGGUGGAGGAUACUCCAGAGACAUCGACAGACUGGCUGUCAGACACUCUAUCGUCCACAGAGCAGCAGCUCAGGUUUGGAGGGAGUGUGGCGUGUAAAACUCAUCCCCCUAAUCGAGAGGAUCCUCGGUGGGUUACUGAUACCUGAGAGGCGAUGCCGUUGUUCAUCGUUGGGAAAGUUGCAAAAAUGUAAUAUAAUACAACCAGUACUUCAUUUGCAUAUUUAUUUACUGUACACAGUACAGAUUUAUUAUAGCAGAUAAAUGUUACCUGAUCACAAGUUUUUGCAGUAUGAACCUUUAUUACUGGAGCUGCCCAGCAGACCUCUUCCUGUUGAUGUUGUUCCUAUAUCAUCAUCAUCAUCAUCAUCAUCAUCAUCAUCAUCAUCAUCAUCAUCAUAAUCACUGCAACUGACUA
This is a messenger RNA of Archocentrus centrarchus (flier cichlid), 1405 nucleotides long. It is a transcript of the gene hdac12, whose product is annotated as histone deacetylase 12. Bases 79 to 1251 code for a protein of 390 amino acids. Gene Ontology annotation, molecular function: histone deacetylase activity. The transcript is spliced from 8 exons. Lineage: Eukaryota; Metazoa; Chordata; Actinopteri; Cichliformes; Cichlidae. The record is from RefSeq and is a predicted model, not a curated record. Gene Ontology annotation, biological process: epigenetic regulation of gene expression.